Poecilia latipinna (sailfin molly) is the source of this 2816-nucleotide messenger RNA. RefSeq names its product calpain-5-like. Gene Ontology annotation, molecular function: calcium-dependent cysteine-type endopeptidase activity. Bases 217 to 2112 code for a protein of 631 amino acids. The record is from RefSeq and is a predicted model, not a curated record. Gene Ontology annotation, biological process: proteolysis. NCBI's taxonomy places the organism in Eukaryota, Metazoa, Chordata, Actinopteri, Cyprinodontiformes, Poeciliidae. Gene Ontology annotation, cellular component: cytoplasm. The transcript has 14 exons.
UGCUUUUGGGAACUGAUCACAGUAGCAGAGCAGGAAAUCUCAUUUCAUUCAGAGGAAGGUGUGGCAGACAGCUGUUUCGUGUUGUGGCUUCUGAAGCUUAAGCGUGGACUGACUUGUAACACCUGGCGUGGAGUUUCAGGGAAGAUUGAAAGAAUCUAAGUUCAUCUUCACAAGAAUAAGACUUUCUGGUUGCUGUGAGGCCUCAGCAUCUCCACCAUGUCUGUCGCUUACAAGGAUCAGCUCUACGCUGAGCUGAAGAAGCAGCACAACCAGAACGGGACGCUGUUUGAAGAUCCAGAGUUCCCGGCCACCGAUUCAUCGAUUUAUUACAAGGACCUCCCUGAUGUAAUUCGAUUUGUGGAGUGGAAACGACCUGGGGAAAUAUGUGAAAACCCACGCCUGUUUGUAGAGGGCGUCAGCUCUCAUGACUUGAACCAGGGGAGUAUGGGAAACUGCUGGAUGGUUGCUGCCUGCGCCUCCCUGGCUUUAAGACCAAAACUCUGGGAGAAGGUAAUUCCUGACUGGAAGGAGCAGGAGUGGGACUCAAACUACGGUGGGAUUUUCCACUUCCGGUUCUGGAUUUUCGGUCAGUGGACAGACGUGGUGAUAGACGACCGACUGCCGACAAUCAACGGACAACUCAUCUACUGUCAGUCAAAACAAAACAAUGAGUUCUGGAGCGCCCUGCUGGAGAAAGCCUACGCCAAGCUCUUUGGCAGCUAUCAGUCCCUGGAUGGAGGUAACGCUACAGAUGCUGUGGUGGAUUUUACUGGAGCUGUGGCAGAAACUAUUGACCUGAAACCAUACAGGACAGAUAACCAAGAGAAGUUGUUUGAUAAUCUAGUCAAGGUGUGGGAACACAAUGGAAUCAUCAACGCCUCCAUUGAUCCUCGGGGAUUUGGACUUGAGUCGAGGACGGAAGAGGGGCUGGUGCGAGGCCAUGCGUACUCGGUCACUGACGUGAAACGAGUAGAUUUGGAUAACAGGCUGCGGGCCUACUUUAACAGUGAAACCAUUCCACUCAUCCGCCUGAGAAAUCCCUGGGGUAAAGCUGAGUGGAUAGGAGCGUGGAGUGACAGUUCUGAAGAAUGGUCAAAGGUCGAUGACACAGAAAAGGCCAACCUUGGCAUCACAGUGGCAGACGAUGGAGAGUUUUGGAUGUCAUUCACAGACUGGUGCAAGAACUUCGAUGAAGUGGAUAUUUGCCAUCUAAUGAACACCUCAGUGGUGAGCAUCCAUAAGAACUGGAAUGAGGAAGCGCAUUUUGGAAAAUGGACUCAAAACAGCGACCCCCUGCUGAACCGCUCCGGUGGUUGUACCAACCACAUGGAGACAUUUCUGCAGAACCCACAGUACUUGUUUGAUGUCACCAAAGAAUCUGACGAGGUCCUGAUUUCACUGCAGCAGAAAGACAGAAGGAUCUACAGGAAAGAAGGUCAAGGAGACAAUCUAAGCAUCGGCUUCACCAUCGUAAAGGUGGAAGUGAACAGGAAGUAUCGUCUGCACAAUUUAGAGACGCUAAAAAUUAUGCAUGGAUUCACCUACAUUAACGCUCGGACGGUGUUCAAGAGAAUCGAGCUGCCACAGGGCCGAUAUGUCGUCAUCCCGACCACCUACGAGCCUUUCAUAGAAGGAGAGUUCAUGCUCCGGCUUUACACGGACGUGGACUCCGGCUGCCGGGAGCUGUUGAAGGACAAACCACAGCCUAAAUGUUGGACUCCGCUCUGUGGAUAUCCUCAAGUUGUUACUCACAUAUAUGUGGACAGAGCUGAGAUCGGUCAGCAAGACCAGGCGGAGGGCAUAAACCCAUAUGUGAUCAUUUCCUGCGAGGACCAAUCAGUGAAGUCCACCACCAAGAACACUUUGACCCCGGUUUUUGAAUUUAGCGCCAUUUUCUACAGGAAGAAGGUCGCAGAGCCCAUAACAGUGCAGUUGUGGAGCGAUGACCAGGGAUCGGACAAAUUUUUGGGAGAAGUCUUACUGCCAGGGAUGCCUGAUGACAACUCUUCCCGUUGGUAUUGGCUGAAGAAUAAAGGCAGUAAGAAGGCAGACAAUAUGCCCAGCAUAAUCGCCCUGAGGCUCGUCACUUCAAACGAGCUGACAGCCUUGUAAUGAGACGGCGCCUUCAUCAAUAUUUAAAACAUACAGGAUCUUUGUGUGUCAGUGAACCAAAACAGCUCAAGCACUGUCCAUGUUGAGUUAAUUUUUAGAAAGUUAGAAGGAAACAAGACGCUUCUGACCAGAUUUUGGGUAAAUCUUUGAUUUCUUAUUAUUCUUAUUGAACUUGGGGGACCUACCUUUUAAUAUUGGAGCAAGAUUUAGAGAAACUGUUUGUAACCCACAAGACGGGUUACUUUAAAUACCUUUAAUAGUAGAUGGCAAGUUAAUUUACUUUACUAAUACCAACACUACAGAAGUAUAAAGGAAGUUGGGCCUGAUCAGAAGAUUCUAAAUUCGGGUGAGCCUAGGUGUGAACAAUAGAGAAGAGCACACAAUGUAUAUAUAAAAAAAGUAGAAUUUAACAUAGACAACAUUUGUGGAUCCACAACAAAAAUUGCGAGCUUUUUAAAAAUAAAAUUAAUAAAAGAAAUAACCCAGUCUUUUGGAUUUCUGUCAAAUGUUCUUUCAAAGUUUGUUUAGUCUUUCCAAUGUGUCUGUGAAAUAUUUUUUAAUGUUUCAGGGCUGGUGACCAGUCGGGUCACCAUCUACCGGUUCACUCGGUUCUCUGGGCUGGGGCUCGCCAUCCAAGUUCUUGUGGGGGUGAUCUUGAUGUCUCUGGGCACGAUGCUUCAAAAGUGCACCAUAAAAAAAAAAAA